Mugil cephalus (flathead mullet) is the source of this 802-nucleotide messenger RNA. RefSeq names its product sialoadhesin-like. Lineage: Eukaryota; Metazoa; Chordata; Actinopteri; Mugiliformes; Mugilidae. The record is from RefSeq and is a predicted model, not a curated record. The transcript has 4 exons. Gene Ontology annotation, molecular function: transmembrane signaling receptor activity. Gene Ontology annotation, biological process: cell surface receptor signaling pathway. The coding region runs from base 158 to 802 and encodes 214 amino acids.
UAUAGUCGUAUAAAUGGUUCAAGCUUUUUGUAAAAGGGAAGGAAGCACAGGGAGGUUAUACGAAAGACAAAAAAGGCAAUGUAACCUCUGUCUUUGCAGUUUGAAGAACAGUUUGACAUGAGCAGUGCAGCACAGUGAGACAGAGCUGGAUGUGGAGAUGGGACAGACUGUGCUCUGUGUGUUGGUCUUAUCCUUGACCAGUACCCUCUUCUAUGGAAACGCUCAAGUUUCCAGUAAGGCCACAGUGAUCCUUCAACACAACUGGCCUCAGAUAUUCACAGGAGAGACAAUCACCCUCAGAUGUGAGAUCCAGGGAGGUGGACGAACUCAGUGGACGUAUGAAUGGAAACAAGACGAGUUAAACAAACCUUCAACAUCCAGAGAAUACAGGAUCAAUGGAGCUACUGAGUCUGACAGUGGAGAAUACAGAUGUAGAGGUAGAAGAGGCUACAAUUUAACAGAGUGGAGUGAUACCAUCAGACUGACUGUGUCAGUCCCCAGCGGUCCGACUGUGACUCUGCAUCCUAACUGGCCCGAGGUGUACAGUGGGGAGAUGAUAACUCUGAGAUGUGAGAUCCAUGGAGUAGAUGCUGAAUGGGAAUAUGAAUGGAGCUCUACUAGCUCAUUCAAACCUUCCAACCAGAGAGAACUUAGAAUUAGUUCAGCUUCUCCAUUGAACUCCGGAGACUACAUGUGUAAAGGCCGAAACAAAAGUGCGGAGAAUUCCACCGAGUGGAGUGCGUCUGUGAAACUGACAGUAUCAGACAGUAAGUUACAGCUUAAUUCAUUCUCAGUGAAAUGA